UUAAAUCUAGAUGGACAAGUAAGGAUCCUUCCUGCCCCAUCCCAGAGCACAGAGCGUGUGACUUCUCACCAGCUCUUCCUUUGUCCUUUUCACAGACAAGGGAGAGCAGGCUCCCGAGGUUCUUCUGGUACCUGCAAAAGCUCUAGGUCUCCUGGAGACAGAAAAUAUAGCUCACUGGGUGGAAGGAAGUAUUUGCACAAACAUCUAUCUGACAAUAGAUUAAUACCUAGGCAUUGAGACAUGAUGGUAAUCCCAGCACCCAGAAGGCUGAGACAGGAGGGUCACCAUAAAUUUGAGACCAGUUUGGGAUACAUUGUCUCGAACAUUGUCUCUAAAACAGAAACAAAGGCCAGGGAUACAGUUCUGUGGUACGGCACAUGCCUGGCAAGCACAAGUUGCUCUGUUCAGCGCCGGUACUAAAAAUAAUAAAUAGGGUCUGGGGAUUUAGCUCAGUGGCAUAAGCACCUGCCUUGCAAGCAGGUAGUCGUGAGUUCGAUCCCUGGUACCGAUAAAAAGGAAAAAGACAAAAAAAAUAAAUAAAUAAAAAUAAUAAAUAAAUUAAAUAAAUAAAUAAAAACAGAAAGAAACAAAGGAUUAAUACCCAGAAUGUAAAACUAACACUCACAACUCAAUAUCAAAGCAACAACUCAAUGCAAAAAUGACCACAGAUGGCUUAUUUAAAAAAAGUGGGGCCGGGGAUUUAGCUCAGUGGCACAGCUGCCUACUUGGCAAAUGCAAGGUCAUGAGUUUGAUUCCUGGUACCAAAAAAAAAAAAAUUACACAAAUUGUCCAUAAGCACUCGAAAAGGUGUUCAGAGCCCUUACUCAUAAGGGAGGUGGGAGGCAGAACCACACUCCCCGCCUCUAGGAAGGCUGUGAUUUUCUUCUAGAUGGGAAAGUGUCAGGUGUGACUGGCUGGAGAAUUGUGACCCUGCCCAUGGGGGUGUGGAAAGGUGAAGAGAGAGUUCCUCAAGGCAGUUCCUGAAGGAGCUAAACCCAGGGCCACCACAGGUCUAGCAGCUCUGCGUGUAGGUGCGCAUCAGAAGGGUCCGCCCGGGGUGGGUGGGGGCAGGGAUUUAGUUCAGUGACAUAAGCACCUGCCUGGUAAGUGAGACAUCAUGAGUUUGAACCCUGGUACCAAAAAAAACAGGCCUUCUUAGAAGGCAGCAGGUGGAAAUGCCCCAUGCCCACAACCAGAGGAACAGAGGCUUUAUUUUUUAUUUAUUUUUGCUACUGUUGUUUUUUCAGUUUUGUUUUUGAGACAGAGCCUUGCAAUGUAUGCCAGGCCAGCCUUCAACUCAUGAGGAUCCUCCUGCCUCAGUCUCCUGAGUGCUGGAAUUAUAGACUUGUGCCACCGCGCUCAGCUAACUGGCUGUUUUAAAGUGUGGUAAAAUACACAGAGAAUAUUGUUCUGCCAUGAGAAGGAAAAGAGUUCCAGUCCAGGCUACCUGGUGGAGAAACCCUGUGAAGUAUUCUUAUUAUGUGAAUUAAAGCCAGGAACAAAACCAAAGACAUAGGUAUGGUCUGGUUUCACUUACACCAGGUGCAAGGAACAGAGAGAGAAGGGAGGCUGCUGGGGGGAAAGAGGAGGCGGGCAGAGAUGGGGGUUGUUAUUUAAUGAAUGUGGAACUUCUGAGAGGGAUGCAGAGAGUUCUGGGAAUGGAUUGUGGAAAGGGUUGCACAAUACUACAAAUUUACUUAGUCUCAGAACUGUAGGCUCAAAUGGUUUCAUUUGUAAGUUUGGGUAUUUAUUUAACCACAAUCUUUUUUUGUUUGUAUGUUUUUGAGGUAAGACCUAGCUCUGUAGUCCAACCUGUCCUGAACUCAUUUUGUAGCUUAGGCUGGCCUCAAACUGCUGUGAUCCUUCUACCUCAGCCUCCCGAGUGCUGGGAUCACAGGCAUAUGCUACCAUACCUGGCUACCACAAUCUUUUGUUUGUCCGUUUUUUGGUUUUUUUCGUACCGGGGAUCGAACUCACAACCUCAUUCUUGCCAGGCAGGCACUUAUACCACUGAGCUAAAUCCCCAGCCCCUGUUCGUUUUGUAAGAGAAGGUCUUGCUAUAUAGUGCAGGCUGACCUCAAUUCUGUAGCUCAGGCUGGCCUUGAGCUCACAGUGAUCCUCCUGCCUCAACCCAAGUGUUGGGAUUACAGGCAUGAGCCACUAUACCCAGCUCACAAAAAAACAUUGUGUGUGUGAUUUUUGUUUAAAAAAGAUGAACUCUCAGUGCCACAGAAAGACAGAGGAACUUUCAAUAUGUACUGCUAAGUGAAAGGUGACAUACUAUGUGAUUCCAACUCUGACAUUUUGGAAAAGGCAAAACUAUGGAAACAGGGGCUGGGGAUUUAGCUCAGCGGCAUAAGCGCCUGCCUUCCAAGCAGGCAGUUGUGAGUUCGAUCCCUGGUACCGAUAAAAAGGAAAAAGAAAAAGAAAAAAAAAGCUAUGGAAACAGAAGAAGACCAGGGAGGACUAAGUGUUAGCUCCGUGGUAUGGUGCGUCACCCCCCAGUACCACAGCAAAAAAAAAAAAAAAAGAUUAAGAGUUCAAGGCAAGGGGCUGGAGAUUUAGCUCAGUGGCAUAAGCGCCUGCCUUGCAAGCAGGCAGUCAUGAGUUUGAUUCCCGGUACCGGGAAAAAAAAAAAAAAAAAGAGUUCAAGGCAAUAGAUGGAUGGCUCAGAAAAGUAGAGAGAUGUUUAGGGUUGUGCAAGUACACUCUACACUGCAGUAACGAUGGAGACUAUUGGUCAUACAUUUGUCGCAACCCACAGAACAAGCUGAGUGUCGUGGCCUAUACUUGUAAUAUAAGCAGCCUGAGAGGCUGAGGCAGGAGGAUGACAAGUUUGAGCCCACUGACCUAGCAAAACUUUGAGAAAUAAAGAAAGGCUGGGGAUGUAGCUCAGUACAAAGACCCUAGGUUCAAUUCCUAAUACUUUUUUUAAAAAAAGAGUUCCCACCCCAGCUUGGUGGCACAUGCCUGUACUCCCAGCACUUGGGAGGCUGAGGUAGGAGGAUUGCCACGAGUUCAAGACCAGCCUGGGCUACAUAGUAAGUUUAAGGCCAGCCUGGACUACACAGUAAGACCUUGUCUCAAAAAUAAAUAAAUAAAUAAAUGUUGCUCUGGUGAUUUUUUUUCCUCUCUUUUUAUCGGUACCAGGGAUUAUGCCGCUGAGCUAAAUCUCCAGCCCCUGGUGAUGUUUUUUUAAUAAGUGAUGUGACUUUAUUUUUGUUUGGUUCGUUGUUUUUGAUUUUUUUGAGACAGGAUCUCACUAUGCAGUUCAGGCUGGCUUCAAAUUCACUAUGUAGCUCAGGCUGGCCUCAAACUCCUGGAAAUCUUACUGCCUAAGUCUCCCAAGUGCUGGGAUUACAGGCUUACACAAACUUUUUUUUUUUUUUUUUUUUUUUGGUACCAGGAAUCAAACUCAAGACCUUGCAUUUGCCAGGCAGGUGCUGUGCUACCUAGAUAAAUCCAUGGCCCCUUCUAGGGGCUGUGACUUUGACGAAAAUAGUAUAGCUCAGAAGUAAAAUCAGAAGCGCUGUGCUGGGUCCCAGGAAAGAAGCGUCUCUUGGUGCCAUCUGUGUCUUCAAACCCAGGGCAAAGGCAAGGAGCCUGCAGUUGGGAGAGCCAGCCCACUCCCCAGCAGAGCAGGGCACAACUCUGUCCUGAGGACCCCAUCUGAGGGGGAACAGGGUGCAACAGCAUGAGACAUCCUGUCACCAGAGAAGUAGGACAAGGUCCUGCCCAGGAGCCCCAGUCUCCAGAAGAAAUGCUCCUGCCCAGGCUACUGCCAUCCAGGAGAGGAAUUCAGCCUGUCACUAGGACAUUGCUCCCACCCACACCCCCAGUCUGUGGGCAGAGACAGAGCCUGGCCCUGGGAACUUUAGUCUGAGGGUGACAUGACACCUCUUCCAGAGCUCUGGAGGGAGGUCCCCCAUGCACCCCUGUGGCACAUAUAAAAUACACGAUGUUGAACCAGUCAUGGUGGCACACCCCUACAGCCCCAGUGUUUAGUAGGCUGAGCAGGAGGAUUUCUGUGCAUUUAAGGCCAACCUGAACAACAUAGCAAGACCCUGCUUUAAAAUAAAAUGAAAUGACACUGCCACACAUGUCAACCCAAGUUCCAGUGUGGCCCAGCUCCCUGGAGAGCUUCAGAGACAGGCUGUGGUGGCCUUGGGUUACCCAGCGGAUACCACCUCUCAUGGUCCUGUGUGGACCAGCGUUAGCCUAAGCUUCUCAUGAGCCUCUCGCUCCCUUCACCCCCAGAGCAGCUUCCUCCAAGAGUCCUUUGAUCCCUGAGCAGAUGGACCCAAUCCCUGGGUCCCCCUCACCCAUACCCACCCAGUGACUCUUGUCUUAGGACAGAUUAUUCCUGGGGUAAUCUGGCCAAUCUUUAACUGGUUGGCCAAGGGCCCCUUCUCCAAAAGCAGAAAGACCAGGACAUGAGACUUUGCCCCUAUGCUUGUUAUUUUGUCCCCACAGUGGGCCAGGGACAGACGGGGCCAGUUGUAUCCUGGCCCUACCAACCCUUCCUGGACGCACACAUUGUUUCUGAUGGACUUUGUGACAGCCUCAGGAAGUGGGCACCAUGAGAUCAUCUUGAGAUGGAAGCCAAGACUCAGGUCAUGAGCAGUGAGGAGGAGGUCAAGGGACUCAGGACUCAGCCCCACACCCCAUCUCAGGCCCUCUCUGCCUGUGACUCCCUCCAUGUCAGAAAAAUCUCCACAGAACAGCCACCAUGUGAUAAAGAGAGGGAUGUGAUGCACCAGGUCACCUGAGAACCAUGCUCACAGGUCUCGGGUCACGGGUUAGCUGGCAUUGGGCCCCUCAGGUAUUGUGCGCCCCACUCUGACUUGGAAGGAGGAGAGCAGCCAAUGGCAGGGGCAGCUCUUGGUAGGGAACAGGACAGCAGGUCCAGGAGGGACAGUGGCACAGAGGAAAACUGCCUAGACACAGGAGUCACAGUGGAGUCUACCGUACCCUCACCUGCUCCCCAGGACUCUGAGCUGGACCUCCUGGGCCACGGUCUCCAUCCCAAAUCUGCUCACUGCUUCCUGCAGGGAACAGCAACUUUGGAUCCCUUCACCCCCAGAGCAGCUUCUCCCCAGAAUCCUUUGAUCCCUGUGCAAAUGGACCCAGUCCCUGGGUCCCCCUUACCCACAUUCACCCAGUGACUUUUGCCCUAGGACUGAUCCUUCCUGGGGUAAGGAAUGUUCAGGUGAGGAAGGAACCCGAGGCCAGCAUAGACUGAAACUAUGUGAGCAUAAGUCAGGUGGGGGCAGGGGAUUGAGAGAGGCUGGAUCUUUCUAAAUCCACUUCUUUAUUUAAUUGUUUACAUUUAUUAUGUUUUAUCUUUUCAGACAAGAUCUCGCUAUGAGGUGCAGACUGGCCUUGAACUUGCAGCGAUCCUCCCGCCUCAACAUCCCUAGUGCUGGGAUAACAGGCAUGUACCACCAUGCCCAGCCACUUCUUUGGUUUUAGAAUAAUGUGGCAACAUUUGAUGGCAUCCUCAGGCCACCCCUUCACCUCCACAAUGCCCACUCCAACCUGGCCUUGACUCAGCUCUCUCCGCAGACUUGGAGCCUCCACGCACUGCUGGUCUUCACCUGUCAGGGAGCUACCGUCGUGAGAAUGCAGGCUGCGUCUCCCCCUUGUGGCCACUUUGAGGAACGCAAGCUUCCCACAGCUACAGACUGGGGAUCCCGCCCCAAAUGAGCAACGAAGGAAAAGUGCGUUUGCUUUACAGCUUCAGGGUAGGACUGAAGCCCUUUACACAGCAAUUCUAGGAGAGGUCCUAAAAGGGGCCAGAGGAUGCGCCCCCCACCUCACCUGCCCCCCCAUCAUUCCUUGGCCCAAGACUCACCUAGAGCAGAAACCCCUUGAGCAAACUCCCUACCAGGAAUUCAACUUCCCUUCUCAUUCUAUAUGCACAGGGAGCUCACUAUCUGCAAGGUUGACCUGUGCGGAGGCCACUGGGAGUCAGUCCCCUGAGCACCUUCCUUGCUUGAGGUCUUUCCUGUCACCCAGCCCCACUCUGUCACCACGCACACUGAGCUGAUGGGCACCCAGGUGCCAAGGACAGGGCAUUCACAGAGCUGGAUUCGGCUCAGGCUUGUGCGUGGCACUUGUAGCUCCUACAAAAGCCCAUGUGACACCCCAACCUGGCACCAUGCCCCCUGUCACAGCCCCUCCCAAGAGCCUGGGCCACGCCAGCUGCCACGGAGGAGGCUCAGGGAAGAAUUGUACUUUCUGGAAGCUGAAGUCCGACCUCAGCCUCCCUUCUUGUGCCUCCAACUCAGGGCUGGGAACAGGGGUGGCCUGAUCCUCCUGUCUGAAUUGCAUACAAUGGCUGCUCCUUGUGUCUCAAUGCACAGGCAGGUGGGAGACACCUCCCCAGCUCACACUGAGUCCUGGGGCCUGGGGCAGACCCUUCCUGGGGCAGUAGGAGCCCAGGCUUUGGGGUGGUUCCGCAAAUCAGAUGGACAAGAGGUAGAUGUCACCGUGCAGGACAAUGCUGAGGUGCACACUAAUGCCAAAAUCCAGCACAUAUGGUGUCAGCACAGUGGGCUUCCUCCCCCCUCCCUGCCCCAAAGUUCAGGAAAAUUCUGGAUGUCAACAGUGCUGACAGCCCUACAGCAGGCACGGGAAGCAGUGUGGUGGUGGUGGCUUUGGAAUCAGAAAGCUACCAAAGGAAGAGGGCCCUGGGGAGUCCCAGCAGCCUCAUGCUCACCCACCUGCCCCCACCAGCAGCCUCUGGGAAAGCCCUUCCAGGAGUCAGAGGGGCCCUGGGUGUUUGUGGAAGGGCCAACUCAUUGCACUUUCUGGAAGCCACCUUAUCUCCUUCCCGCUGGCUGCUCAGAGCUCCCUACCCUCAUCUACCCCGGUCCAUCCCAGGCCAUCCUGGGCCCUGGACACUCCCAAGUAGAUGAGCUGUGGCCCCGGGACUUGUGGAGCCUGAGACUGCGCGAGUGUGCAGAGCUGCCACCAGGCCUUUAUAACCUUGCCCUGCCUGGGUCCUUUCUUGUUCCUUUACCCUGGGGAUCUGGGCUCUGGCCACCAGGAGGCGCUGUUGCCCCUGAGAUCUGCAGAGCCCUGCAGGUUGCGCCAGCAGAGAUGAAGCUGUAAGAGAGAAGGCUGAGGCGAGUUCACCGCCCCAGAGCAGGGGAAGACAAGGGCCUUUGUCUGCGGCUGCCAUGCAUCUCACACUUCCCACGCAAGACCUCACUGCCACCUCGACGGGGUGGGGCUGAGGGCCCAGCCAGGGCUCUAAGUCACAAACUCUGCUGACAGCAAGUAAAAGGCGCUCACAAAAGACAGAGAAGACCAAGCCAGACCUGGCCCAGGGUCCCUGCUGCCCUGCAGAUGUCUCCAAGGCCUGUAUUUGUUGCACUACACCCUGCAGGCGGCCUUGAGUCCUUGUACCACAGAGGAGCCGCGUGGCAUUUGUCCUUCCCAUGUGCAGCAAACCCUCUGCUCCCCCAGCAGGCGGUGUCCCCACUCAGGCCAGGCCUGGCUUCCCUCUGAGGCUGCUGCUCUUGGAGACCAGACUUGUGGGGAGCCAAACCAUGGCCCUGCUGAGAGAACUUCUUCCCAGCCAGAGCUGUCCUGGCAUGUCGGGGAGAGCACCCCUAGGGACCAGAGGGCCAGGAGGCUGAGGCUGGACAACUGCUAAAGUUCGAGGCCAAGCUAGGACACAUAGUGAGUUCAAGGCCAGCCUGAACUACAUAGUAAGACCUUGUCUCAAAAUACAACAACCACAAAAGUGACACCCAGGGACCCCCAGAGAGGAUUCAGUCGCUCUUUCAUGCCAAUAACAUGCUGAGCCAUUUACUUACUGCUAGGUCUCUGCAGCCAGUGGAGAGAAGGAAGAGAGCACAUGCUGCCACCUAAGGGUCACCCCACCUGAUGCCCAUGCUUCGAAGGGAACCUCUAGGGCUGGACAGGGGCGGGGUGUCUCUAUCCGGGCCCCACUUGUGACUCACAAAGACAGCCCCCUCCAUACACUGCACUUGCCCUGGCCAGGGUUUAUAAGUGCCCCAGAUGGCAGCCUGGGACAGGUGUUGGAGCAAGCUUAGUACUGGUACCACGGAAGGGAGGGUUCAAGUGAGGUUUGCAAGAGCAGCAGACCCAAGGCCAGUGCGGUUCUUCCUGCUGGCAGCCAGCCUGGCUGCCAAAUCUGCUCUGCAGAGAAGCCAGGCCUCAGCCCCUGCACCCACUGCACAGUGGACACAGUACCCCGAGGCUGUUGCCCCCAGCAGGUGGGUGUCUCGGGGCACAGAUGGGCACAGAUGGCUUUGUGAGCCAGGAUUCCGGGAGAACUGGGUGGCUGAAACCCUGCAGAGGCCGGGUUACUCCAGUGCCUAGAGAGUAAUAACUGCCCAGUGCUUGGUACAAGGAUCAAUGACAGCAAAACUGUAGGCUUGCAAAGCCCCGCCCCACCCUUGGGAGGCUACCGAGGACACAGGUGACAGAGGACUUCAAAGCUUGCUUCAAAAAUGAGAGAAAAAAUAUCCAUUGAACUGGCAGUGAAUGAAGAUGCCUGGACUCAGCCAUCAACCUUACAUCUUCCCAGCGUAGCAGGAGUCCCCUGAGACAUGUGUACUCUCAGUCCCAUUCUAUUUAUCUAUUUAUUUACUGCGCAUUUUUGAGACAGGGUCCUGGUAUGUAGCCCACACUGGCUUUGAACUCACAAAGGCUUCCAGGGUCCUCACCUGGGGCCAUUGCUACCACUAAUAGCACUAAAAGCCACAAAACCAAUGAGUGACCAAGCUGCCACCAGCAACUCUCGGGCCACUAGCAUGAAGGGAGACCAGAGGUCUCCCUAAGAGGUCUGUCCUCUGGAACAAACUGCUGCCAUGCAGGGAACAGACCCUGGCUGCUGUGAAAAGUGCUUGUGCCUACGUGUUCAAUAAAUAUGAACCUUGAGUAUCAAUAAUAAGAAUCAAGUGGCUGGCACCUAGUAGUUGCUCAGUAAACGAUGGUUCCCUGGGCCCUCGGGGACAGAGAGGCAGGUGGCUGCCACAGGUCACUCAAGAGCCAUCCAUCUGUGGACAGUGGACAGGCCUGCAGGCCUCCAAACCUAACUCUAUGGCACAGACUGAGGACCAGAGAGGACUGACUGGCCUAGUCAGAAGCAAAAUCUGUGCCCAGGACCUGGGUCACUGAAGAUAAACUCACCCAGCCCCGGGAUGAGUGUGGGACUCAGUGUGCACUCAGUGUGGGACUCAGAUAGGCCCCCCGAAAGGAGAGGCAGCAUCCUCAAGGGGAGCCUGGUAGCUACCUGGUGUGGGGGCCUGGAAUGGGAAGAGGUCAGAGGGACCCCGAGAGCCUCUGAAAACUGGGGAUGUCAGCCACACUGCCCCCGGCAAUGAAGUAACAGGCACCAUUUCCUUUCCCUAGAACUCUCGGUCUCCACAGUGGUCUUAUUCUUCCAGCCACUUCCCUACAAGACCCCACACACACACCAUACCUCCUCACGGAGAUCCUACAGCUGGGAAGUGGGGUCACACCAGGCCCAGGUGACCUCCUUCCUAUCUGCAACCCGAAUCUGAAGCCUCUUUCAGGGGAGGCUGGGUUCCCGAGGGCCUGGGAGGCCACUCCCUGGGGACACUGAUAUCGAGGCCAAGGUUGGAACCUGGUGCCAUCACAAGGGAGGCCAGUGGCCCUCUGCUGGCACCUGCCCCGCAGGAAGCAGGAGGGGACUUUGCUGGAAAUCUGCCUUUAAUCUUGGCUUCCUGUUUUCUGCCCUGGGGACUGGCCGGGCGUGUGAGUUUCAAACGAUUUCACGACUUCACGCCAGCUUCUCUAAACUGUCAACUCCACCAGAGAGGUCGGAGGGUGGAGGGAGGUGGCUGGGGAAGGAGCAGGGGCCCCUGCACCCAGGGAACCUUGGGUGCAGCCUACCCAGCCUCAGGUCCCCAGCACUGUCUCCAUAUCCCACAACCAGCCUUCCUCUUCUUCACACCUCUGGGACAGGUCCCAGCACCCAGGGACAGGUGGCCUGGCUUGGGGAACCUCAUGUGUAGUCCCCAGUGUGGAUCUGACAUGGCCUGUUUCACAGGAGGCUGGGACUCAGCUUGUUAAAGAUCAAGUUCCUGGGUGCUCUUCCAGCCUGUGCCCUCCUCUCGCUCCCUGAGGAUCCCGCUGGCUUCUCAGGAGGCCUCAGUCCCUACAGGAGCUGGCCCUGGCUGCCCCCCCCACCCCGUGCCUACCCACAGCUCCCACAAGCACUCCCACUGCUGUGAGCCACGUGGCGACCUCCUGCCGGUCUUCUACCUUCACCUGGUUGCAUCCCACCCACC
Molecule: messenger RNA, 10292 nt
Organism: Cavia porcellus (domestic guinea pig)
Lineage: Eukaryota; Metazoa; Chordata; Mammalia; Rodentia; Caviidae
Exons: 2
Coding region: 6049-7116 (355 amino acids)
Source: RefSeq, a predicted model, not a curated record